ACUGGACGUGAAUUACUCUAGUCUCUCGCGACAUCCGAUCAAGAGCGGACGCGGCCGCCAUUUGCAAUUAUUUCCCGCCUAAUUUUGACAGUUCUCUGUGAUCGUCAAUUUAUUAUUGACAAAAUUAUUUUAAACAAUUCAAAAUGGCUACAACAGCAGAUUCAAGUAAGAAUGCAGCAGCGCAAAAUUUAAUGGAGAAAGCCCCAUGGACUGACGAACAAGGCAUAGCAAUGAAGGUGUACAAUGGCUUCUCGUUGGCACUGGAGAUCCUGGUGCUGUACAUCAAGAUGACCCUCACCUGGUUCCACUGCCUCUACCAGUUCUUCGUACCGCCAGAACCCAAGAGUGUCAAAGGCGAGAUCAUAUUGAUCACUGGUGCAGGUCACGGCAUGGGUCGGGAGACAGCGCUGCGGUUCGGCAAGUUAGGCGGCAUCAUCGUCUGCGUGGACAUUAACCCUACUGGCAACCAGGAGACUGUUGACAUGAUCACGGAACAGAAGGGGAAGGCUCAUCGAUAUGAAUGUGACGUCACAGACCGUGAAGCCAUAGCGGUAUUAGCAGAGAAUAUUCGUCGUGAAGUGGGCGAGGUUACGAUGCUAGUGAACAAUGCUGGCAUCAUGCCUUGCAAACCUUUGCUGCAGACCUCUGAGAAGGAGAUCCGCACUUCAUUCGAAGUUAACAUCAUCGCUCAUUUAUGGCUUCUCCAAACAUUCCUUCCAUCAAUGAUGGAGCGCAACCACGGCCACAUCGUCGCCAUGUCGUCGAUGGCCGGAGUAGUGGGGCUCCGCAACCUCGUCCCGUACUGCGCCACCAAGUUCGCCGUCCGAGGACUCAUGGAGGCACUCCAUGAGGAACUCAGAGAGGACAAGACUAAGGACUACAGUGGCAUUAAAUUCACAGUGAUCUGUCCCUACAUCGUGGACACGGGGCUGUGCAAGAACCCGAAGGUGAAGUUCCCCACUUUGAUGAAGAUCCUGACGCCGCAGGAGGCAUCCGACCAGAUCGUAGACGCCGUCAGGAGGAACUACAAUGAAAUCACUAUUCCUAGCUCACUCUAUUAUAUUAAUCUGAUAUGCAGAGUUUUCCCGAAGCAAGUGCCACUAUAUCUAAAGGACUUUUUAGAUUCUGGUCUAGAAGCCGACCCUUAAAUAUAAUAAACAUUUAAGUUAAUAUAGGGACAUAAUCACCUAAAACAAAGGGCCUAGUUCAAGAUUGUUUUAUUAAGGCAUGCUUGAAAAAAUCAACCAAUCACAACGCGGAAUGAUUUGAUCUCGUUAGACGUAACACAACCUUGCACUAAGCCCUUUGAGUAACGCAAGGAUUUAGGCUCAAGUCGUAAGGACCAAAAAUCUACAUAACUUAGCUUUAGAAUACUAAAAGUACACGAAAACCUACUUAAGAUUACCAAUAUGGUUUUAUAAGUACUCAUUCAGAAAUCAGAAAUCAGAAAUCAGAAAUUGAAGAAAUCAUUUAAAGCAUAAUAUAUAUUUAUUUAUCAAUGUCAUUUUUAGAAUUAAAAACUUUGGGAUUUUUUUUUGGAAUUCCAAAUUCGAAAAUGUUUUUUUUUAUUUUAUUAUUUACACCGAAAUAGGUACCUACUUGUAAAUUGAUUUGAAUGUUUCACAAUUCAAAUUAUUAAGCAGGUUGGUAACCUAGACGUUCUUCUAGCUAAGAAAAAUAAUGUAGAAAUAGUUGUUUGGUUAGGAGGUUUUUAAAAAAAUUAUAUUCUUGUGGUUUAUUGGGUAAUUUCAUAAGUACUCGUUAAAGUAAACUUAUAAAAUAUUUAUUAAUGAAAUCAUAUCAAUAAAUCGUCUUACGAUUUCUAUUUCAAAGAUUACAAUUAAAAAACACAUUUUAUAUAAAUUGGAUGUAUAAAUAUAAGAUCUGUUUUUACUUUUAUAUUUGUAAGAGAAAAAAUAUUUAAAAUUGUUUAUGAAGACGUCAUUGAAAUUACCGAUUAGACCUUACGAACUGAAACGAAUCUUAAUUUUUCUUAUAACAUUUUUAGAUUAGUUUUAGAAUAAUAUUUGACUGUAAAAGUCAAAUAUUAAAUGAAAUUGUGUGAUAUGCAGUGCCUAGAUAUAAUAUACAAUAACAUAGUAUGAUUGAAACUGAUUUUAAUAGUCUUGCCCUUUAUAAAAAAUCAUAAACUCCUAUUAUAUAAUAAUUAUACAUUUUAUAUAUACUACAUAUACU
This is a messenger RNA of Spodoptera litura, 2196 nucleotides long. RefSeq names its product 17-beta-hydroxysteroid dehydrogenase 13. Gene Ontology annotation, molecular function: oxidoreductase activity, acting on the CH-OH group of donors, NAD or NADP as acceptor. Gene Ontology annotation, cellular component: lipid droplet. The record is from RefSeq and is a predicted model, not a curated record. NCBI's taxonomy places the organism in Eukaryota, Metazoa, Arthropoda, Insecta, Lepidoptera, Noctuidae.